UGCCUCUCUUACCUCUUCCAAACUUGAUAAUGUACCUUAGUUAUGCUUUCCAUCUCACUAAAAUUUUUGUACUUAUGGGUUCUUAGAACAAGGAGUUGAUGGAAGAAUGAUCCUAAGUAUUGUAGCAAACUCUUUUGAGUGCAAUGUUACUUUAUUUAUUGUCUUGUCGUGAAGUGGCUUUAUGUGGUUGUUUAAUGAAAGUCUUUAAGAACAGGAUGAAAUUGAAAAAAGCUGUAGUUUCUACAGUUCUAAGUGGUUCUUAGUCUCAGCUUUUUGUUAUUGCCAUCCAUUUCAGUUUUGCUGUUAAGUCUCUGAGGCCAGUAUAAGAAUAAUAUUGCCAAAGUGGUCUGUACUAAAAUCAGUCCUUAAAAUAAUUGUUUUAAUGUAACAGCUGAGCAGUUCAUAGUGAGCUGUCUGCCAUGUUUGGAAAUGAGCAGGAGGGAUUUGGCACUAAAAGUGCAAAAGUAAUUUUUGCUGCCAUAAUACAGAGUAUUCUGAAGCUGUGCCUUGUUAAUUCCCAGUUUGUUUUUCCAGUAAGCAGUCAGUCAAAGGUUUCCUUGCCUGGAGCAUAUGUGUGUGUUAACUCUUAUGGCUCUUGAUGCAUACUCUAAUGGGCUUGUCUAAUUGUUUUUUAAUCUUCUAAUAUUUUUAACCUUUAAAUCACCUAUAUCAGGGAACUGUGACUUCUCAGUAUUGUGUGGGAAGGUUCUCAUGCUCUCAAAAGAGAACCAGCUAAUAUAUAGCAAGGUGUUGGUAGUUGUGGUUCUUUUUCUUCAUGUGCAUCACUUUGCAUUUACAAAAACCAAUGAUUGCACUCUAGUGACUUGGAAUUCUAAGACCCUUUUGAUUUUGUAGUCAACUUUUAUUUCUGAUGUGUUCUAGCACACAUCCCAAUGGGACUCCCACUGGUGACUCCUUGCUUCCAUAUAAGCUGGUUAUCAUUUUUAACUUUGGUGUUUCUAAGCUAUUUUGGUGCUACCAGCCGGUCCAGGGAAGUGAUUGGUUCUCUCUGCUCAGUACUGGUGAGGCCAUUCCUUGAAGUACUGUGCCCAGUUCUGGGCUUUUUUGUACAGGCUUACGGGUAUACUGGAGAGAGUCUAAUGAAGGUCCACAGAGAUGAUCAAGUGACUGAAGCAUUUCUCAUAAGAAAUACACUAGUCUCUUUGCAUGACUUGUGAAACGUACGGUGUUCACAAGCAGAGCAGCAAGCCAUUAUUACCCAAACGACUGUAUGAGGAGACCAGGAUUGUUGUCAUUUCUUCAGCCAUUCUGCACUUACUUCACAUAUAGACAUACUCAAUGUACUGUGAGCUUAAUGAAAUAUUCAGUACAUUGUCUUAUCUAAGAGCAGCAGAGAGCAGCUACCCCAUUGCUAACUGCAUCUUAAGAGGGAACUGACCGCUCUGAUGUGCUUGGCAAUUUAUUGCGUCAGUAUAGAUGUAAUGUUUGUCCCUGUCUGUCACUCAUAUCUUCAAGAAGGAGGAGCCAGGGAACUACAGACCAGUCAGCCUCACUUUGAUCCCUGGGAAGGUGAUGGAGCAGGUCAUCCUUGAACUCAUUUUCAGGCACAUGAAGGACAAGAAGCUCUAGAGUAGACAGCAUGUCUUCACCAAGGGGAAAUUGUGCUUCACUGACCUUAUAAAUUGACAUGUUUUCUAGAUCAGGGGAGAGCAGUGGCUAGUGUCUGAGAGGGGAUAAGAUCUCUGACACCGUUUCCCAUAAUAGCCUCAUCAUAGCCCAUUAGGCUGGUGCUGUAGGGGCUGGAUGGGCAGACAGUGGAUCAAAAACUGGCUGAAUGGCUGGGCCUUGGGUGUGAUGAUGAACACUGUGCGAAGUCUGGUUGGAGACAAGUAGAUAAUACUACCCUAGGGGGAGACAGAGAGGACUGCACAGUGGGUCUAGUCUAGUUUAGCAUCUUGUUAGUGAUCUGCAUGAUGGGGCAGAGCCUACUGUCAGCAAACUUGCCAAUGGCGCAUGUGUGGCUGGUGGGCCAGAGGGGCAUGCUGCUAUCCAGCACAAGCUUGACAGGCUGAAGAAAUGAGGUAACUUCUCAGCAAGGAGAAGUGUGAAGCCCAGCACCUGAUGAGGAACAAUCACCAGUGUGUGCUAGUGGACAGCAGCUUGGGAUGAUUUCAUGAUGUGAGCCAACGAUACACACUGGUGGCAAAGAGAUACCAGUAUCUUGGUUUUCAGUGAGUUUUGCCAGCAGGCUGAGGGAGAUGCUAUUCUCUUCUGCUCAGCACUUCCGAUGCUACCCCUGAAAUACUGUGUUAGUUCUGGACUUUUCAAUACAAGAGAGACAUGGAUAUAUGGGACUGAGUUCAGUGAAGGACUGUGAAGAUGAUUAAGGAAUAGGAAGGCUGAGAGACAGAAGGCUGAGAGAACUGGGACCAUUAAGUCUAGAGAAGAAAAGACUCAGGGGUGGUAUUACUGACGUCUGUAAAUACCUGAAGGGAGCGUGUAAAGAAAAAAGAACCAGGCUCGCUUCCUUGGACCUCAGUGAUAGGACAAGAGGCAAUGGGAACAAACUAAGACAAAGAAGGUUAUGUUUCCUGUGAACAUCAGGAAACACUUUUUGCUGUGAGAAUCACUGAGUACUUCCAUAGAUUGCCCUGGGAGUUUGUGGCCUUCACAUCCUUAGAAAUAUUCAGAAGCCAUUUGGAAGUGGUCCUGGCCAGUGAGCUGUAGGUGGCCUUGCUUGAGCAGUGUGGGUUGAACACCAUAACUUCCAGUGGAUUCUUGCCACCUGAGCGUCAAUUCUGUGAUGCUGUAGCUGUUUUGUAUACCUCUGAUACUGAGGCCAUUUGAAGCAGUAGGUCAUAUGAGUUUAGUAAUUUGAAAGCUGGAUUUUUUCAGAAGCAGAGUAAUAGUGAAUUGUGCAUAAAAUUACUGUUAAUUUACAGGUACUAUUAAAAAGGUGAGAAAUUAUCACUCAUGUCCUUUGGUUCAGUCUGCUAUUCAGAGCCAGUGUUAAAGUUAGCUUGCUCAGGACUGUCUAGUUGAGAUCUGAAUAUUCUACAGGGAUGGCAGUUCCCAUGGAGUACAACUUCUGUUAGCAUAGCAUUCUGUCAGCUGCAGUUGUGCAUGUAUCUUAAGGAUCAGAUAGGAACUUGAGCUGGGUAACAUAAGAGGAGUUCUGCCCAAAUGCAUCAUCUGCAAACUGCUUUUUGUAAAUUGCUAGAUUUAAUAUCUACCUAUUUUCUCCAUGUAGUUGUGUGUUGAUGAAAUUAGUAUAGUUCUGCAUAUGUAAAUGUAAUUACUUAAUUUAUAAAUAUUAUUGCAAUGACAAUGUUGGCACUUUGUUUCUCUUUGUUCAGAUUCUUGUUAUUUGUAUCCUAGUUUUUUUUAUCUCAAGUUGAAAAGUACCUAUGAGGAUCAUUGAGUCCAACUCCCUUCUCCUCACAGGACUACUUAAAACUAAGCUGUAAGACUAAGACUAUCAUUCGGUUGCUUCUGGAACUCUGACAGGCUUGAUGUCAAUGACUGCUUCCCUGGGGAGCCUGAAGAACCUUUUCCUAAUGUCCCAUCUAAACUUCCCUAGUGCAGCUUCAUUGCAUUUCCUUCUGUCCUGUCACUGGUCAGCAGAGAGAGGAGAUAAGCACCUUCCUCUCCGCUGUCCCCUGCUGAGGAAGUUGUAAACUGUGAUGAGGUCACCCCUCAGCCUUCUCUUUCCUGGGCUAAACAAGCUACUCAUGGUCUUCCAACACAGGUUUCUGGGAGUCCCAGGGUCUGUCAUUGGUGACAGAUGUGAAGAAGGCAUUAAAUAUCUCUGCUUUGCAUCCUUAUUUGUGAUGUGACUAACCUCAUCAAGCAAUGGACUGAUGUUAUUUCUGAUCUUCCAUUUGCUGUUAAGAUAUUUUGAAAAGCCCCUUUUGUGUCCUUCAGAGUACUGGUCAGCUUGAAUUCUAAUUGAGCUUUGGCUGCAUGAGUCUUCUCUCUGCAAUGGUAAACAACAUCUCUGUGGUCUUCCUGUGUCAACUUAUCUUGCUUCCAAUGUCCAUGCAUUGCGUAUGUAGUACUUCUGUGCAUUCACUUGAAGAUAAUCUACAGAGAAACAGAAGUUUCUUACAUCCUGUUUUCUAAAGGACAACUCACCCCUCCCCUGCCUCCCGUUAUUUUUUUCUAUAAAGAUAUUUUAUGAGGAGUUUUGCUGAAAUUCUCUCCUAUGGCUUGACUGUCAAAGCCAUCAUAUAGGAAAGAGAAAGAAACUGGAAACUAAAGUGAAAAAACUUGAAGAGGCUGCAACAAAGCAUACACAGGACUUCAGACAACUAAAAACUGAAAAGAAAAGGCUUGAAAAGGAACUGAAAAAAGCACAAGGAAAACUUGAAUGUGUAAUUAAAGAGAAGUGCAGAAAACUUAAACAUGCAGAAACUCAGAGUUCAAGUGAAGAUCUUGCAACGUAUAUAGACAAAGGAAGAGCGAUGUUCUUAUUAGAACAACUCCGGAUGUGCAUUGACAGUGCAAAAGGAAAAAGAGAGAAUGAGAAAAAUGAUCCUGUCUUAGACACCAUACAAAUCCACCACAAGAUCAGGAAGAGUGAUGGCAAAACACUACCUUGGUGUUCUUCAGGGGAAAGUGCUGUAAAGCAAAAUUCUGUUACAGCGAUGAUAAGUCAAACGAGUACUGAGCCUUUUGGACAUGAUUGUGCUGUGAACAGGACUACUGAAGAACAACUUCAUAGUGGUGAGGAUAAAAAUGUAGAUGUGAUAAUACAGACAGGCAGGGAGCACAGCACUUCAGGCUUCUCCAGUCAAGAGCAGAGAGACCCAGGUGGAAAUGUGAUGGAUAUAUUGAAUUGGGCCAGACCUCUUCCUGCUCUACUUUCUCCAGUACAGCUUUCACCACUGACUACACAGGAUAUGUUCUUGGGAGAAGUCACAGGUUCCAGUGAUGAAGAAGAUGAUUGCAGUACUUCUGCACUGGAGGAUAUUUUACAAGAAGACCAAGUUCAGCCUCUGAGUUGUAAUGUAAUCAUCCCUGAUGAUGAGUGUAACAGACAGUGCAAAUCAUGUGAGCAUGGUUUUGAUGCAGAAAUCUCACUUAAUCUGAGUUGGAAUGAAAAGAAUGUUCAUAUCAGUCCUAAGAUGUCAAGGAAGGAGAGAGAUGCUGAAAGAAAGCAAGCUGAAGGUGCUACUCUAAUGACAAACAUGGUAACUAACAAAAAUUGUUUGGAGGAGAAUUCUGGGGAUGUGGAAACUGAGAACAGAAAACUAACUGGAGAAACAGCACACAAAUCGGAAGACAUGGAAGAACAGAAAGGAGAUGGUGAGGAUGUGAACAGUGAAGAGGGAGAUUUUUCAGCAGAUUUUAUGUUACAAAGUUUCAAGUCUCAGAAUCAGAUAGAAAAAUGUAGUGUGGUAGAGCAAACAGAGGAGAAUGUAUCCUUAAUUAGAGCUGUUGAUAAUGAAGGUACACGUGAAAAAUGUGGUGAAUUAGUGAAUGUAGAGAGAGAUAAAUUAGUAGCACAGAGAGAAGCUUCCAGAGAAGCAUCUGUUCUGCAGAGUGUUUCUCAUUUCCUAUCUAAGCAAUGCAUUGUGCUUCAAAGAGAAGAUGCUGAGGAAAAAUCUGAUGAGUUCAUAGAAAAUGAAGUGGUUGAAAAUAAAUCAAAAAAUGCAGUCAAAUUAACUAAUAUGCCUGGAGCUAUUGAGAUCUCUGCACACUCUCAGUGCUCUGAAAUAAAAUAUGACAGUGAAGAGAUUCUGGAGAAACAACAUAUGCACACAAAAGACAAAGUGAACAGAGAAUGUGAACCAGAGACUGUUAAAGUCUCUAGGCAUUAUUUACCUGUAUCUGCUACUGAAGGAAUCAGAACUUUGUCAGUCUUUCCAAAUGAUGAACACCUCAAAAUUGAAGACAUGAAUAUAACCAGAGCUCCAACUCCUGAACUACCUAUGAAAUUUAACAGAGGAAGUGUUCUAGAAAUAGCUGAAUUGUCAGAGCUACUCCAUAGUGCAGAAAAUGUAAAACUAGUAGAUAUAAAGGAGGUGGUAGGUUUACAAAGCAAACCACAUGAGGAAGAUGGUAGUGAUUUAUCUCAAAGGAAGUCAAACUUAGAAAGUACACCUUCACUAUCAAAGACAGCAUGCAUUAUUGGUGCACAAAGCAGUGUAGCUAAGUGUGAAUCUUCUGCGUUAGAUUUUACAGAAGUGAAAGGUGAAAUAAAACAAUCUGAAAACUUAUGUAAGACAUUAGAAUGUGGGCAGUCCAAAUCUCAAGACUUUAGACUGUUUAAAUCUCUAGAGACUGAAGUCAGAGUUAAUUCAGAAGAUUGUGGAGGGGAAAUCAGUGAGUUGUUAGCAAGAGGGGAUACAAUUGAAUCUAUCUUAAUAGAAAGUAAUCCUGUUUCUCAGGAACAGUGUGCAAAACCUCUGACUCAGCUCUUGAUAACUGAAAAUUUUAAAUGUGAUGAAAUAGAAGGGAAAUUAAAUAAACAAAGCAAGGAAUUGGUGACUGAGACUUGCUUCAGUUCACUGAAGCAGGAAAAGAAUGUUGUGAAGAAAAAUGAUAUUUCAGAGAUCAUUUGCCAUCCUACUUCAGAAAUGGAAUAUAGAAGUGGCUUGGAUUUUUCUACUCAGAAGGACUUGGAGAAAUGCUGUAUAAAUAAUGGGGAAACCAAUUCUCCCGUGCAAAUGGGAAUUGGCUUGGAAUCCACAAGAUCUCCUGAUCUAAAUUUCAGUCUUCAGAAAGUUGUUGGUUUCCUUGAAACUAACUCAGCAGGAAAGGCUGCUUUUUCCUGUACUUGGGAAAACAAGGGACAUACAAAUUCCAUUAUGAGUAGUACAUUUAACUGUUCUUUGGAUAACUUAGAAGAGGAUGCUGAGAUUCUGUCUACUGAACAAGUCAACAUGGGCAAAGAACCAGGUUGCCCUGAGAGAGAAUAUGUACACAGAAAUGAAGAGAAAACUUCAGAUAAGGAGCAGCCAGUAGAUAAAGAACCUCAAGCAUCUGUUAAAUCACAGAUCAUAUAUGCAAACCCUUAUAAGAAGAAUGCUUUUCUCCAAAAGUUUGAUUGCCAAGAAUCGGGAUGCAGGACUUCUACGUGGAAGGUUAGAGCAGAUCCUUCUAGAACUAAUUCACUAACAGGUGGGAGAGAAAGUAAAGAACUGAACAGUUUUGUGGGUUCUGGGAAAAAUGCCAUAAUAAAUUGUAAAAGUGAUUUUGAUACGCCAGAGCAGAGCAAUGACUCUGAAGAAAAGGACUGUUCUAUACAAAAAGUUAAGUAUGUGAAGUGUUCUGAAUGUGUUCCAAUGUUUAGAAACAAACUGAGAGCUUCCAGCAGGAUUGCAUUGGGUGCUCUGGAAACUGGUGCAAUUGUUGAUGCUGAUUACCGAGUAUGUGAGCUUCAUUCAAUGAUGCACCCAGGAAGUACUUUCACAGUUAGUCACCUAAAAGCAGACACUGUCAUGGGUAUGAAUACACACUGUGAACCAAACAACUCUGGAGAUACUGCAAAUGAGUGGUCAAGUGUGACUGGGGAGAGUUAUCCUGAAGACUCAGCCUCUUGGAAAACGGAAUGUAUAUUAGUAGCCUCUGAAAAUACUGAGAGUGAUAAUGAACUCAUGGAGUCUAACAUAGAUGGAUGCAUCAGUCACAGUGAGGAAAGUCUAUUAAAAUCUGGAACAUCAAAAGAAAGCCCUGUGACGCCAAAUGCUUCAAAAAAUAGGUUGCCACUAUGCAAGAUGUUAAGCAGAUUCUCAGAAAAUUGCAGGCUGACUGUAAAAACCAGUAAAUUAAAUGCAAGAAUGUUAGCACUUGGCAAUUUCUUAGAAGAAAAUGAUUUUGCUAAACUUCAGUCAAAUGGGAAACAAGGUUUAUUACACAGUGUUGAUAUGGGGGUCUCAGUAUUUGAAGAAUAUAAUAGUAAUAAUCAAACUGCUUGCAAUACAGGAGAAAGCAGCACUGAUGUUAUCAUAGAUAGUGGUAUAAAAAAAAUUUUUCUCAAUUAUCUUCCAAAUCCAACCCUCUCUGAUGUAAGGUGCAGUUGUCAAACAGUUGGUCAGCUUUCUGAACCACAAAAGACAGUAUUUGAGAAGUUACAUAUGGUGGAAUCAGAGUCUUGUGCUCUCAAGAAGAGCAAUAAUGGGAAGUGUAAAGAGCAAGAACCAUCUGAAAUCUUGACUGUUUCUACCAAAACAACUGCCCAAGUAAUGCAUACCAAGCUAUCAAAGAAACUGUUUCAAGGUAAAAGAAAGACUCAGCCAGUUCUUGCAAAUGCUAAUACUUCUGUGGCAAAAAAAUGCUCAUCUGAGAUGAUAAAUAAAAUCAGAGAAGAGAUAGGUCCUCCUCUGCCCCCCUUGCUACUGCCUCUGAUUGCUACUCCUCCAAAAACUGCCUGUACUGUGUCCCCGGUAAUGUCUUCUACAGGUCAAUUCUCUCUGCUUUCCCCUCUUGAUGACCUGAUAUCUCCACUAUGCAAAACUCCGGUUCUUCCUCUCACGUCCCCAUUAACAGAUACUCCAGCAGUAAAAUCUGCUGUUUUAUUUUCUCCUCCCUCGCCCUCAGAAAUGGCAGUAGGUAGAAGGAUUCGCUCCUCACCUUUGAAAUUUUGUACUUCCAUUCCAAAGCAUGCACUUCCCGUUCCAGGAAGAUUUCCUCUCUUUGCAGCAGUUAAUGCUGGUCCAGGUGCCCCUCAGGAGAACUCUGUGAAAAUAUUGGACACUAUGUAUCCAGAGCUGUCUGCAAGGGCAAGGACACUAAACAUUCUGAAAGGCAAUAUUCAGCUUAACCGAUGUACUCUUUCAGACAGCCAAAGUUUGCCAGGACCUGUGUCUCAAGUAGGUGGAUUCAAAGCAAUUGCGUCUACAUCAACUGCUUUUGUUAAAGCUGGGAGCAAUUUGAAAUCUCCUAGUGGCAAAGAUGAAGACAAAGAUGUGCAAAAUCAGCAAUUCUUUUCAAAUCAUCUCGGAAAAAGGACACUACUGCAGGUAUCUAUGCCAAGAAGUGCCAAAAGACUGAGGCUGGAGAGUGAACCGCCAAGGAUGGAGCCCAGUGAUGUUACUGCUGUCAGAAAUACUAAAAAUACCAUCUCUGAAAUGCAGGAGGCUUUCCAUGGUAUAAGCUAUGAAAUCAGUGAUUCAUCACAGUGUUCCAGUUUAGAAGAAUCAUUACCAGUAAAGAAGGAUUCUGACUGCCAGAAAGUUUCUUUGGCAUUAAAGAAAGUUGCUGAAUCCUGUUUUGACUUGUUACCAGUUAUCAAAGGUCAUGUGUAUGUUGGUAAUAUCUCAAAGAUUCCAGUAAUGAGAGAUGAAGAGAGAGAAGUUGUCUAUGAAUUUGGUAUAAAAAACAAGCAUUUAGCAGAGUCCUUGCUGCAUGUUAUUCUCAAUAAGCUGAAGGCUCAGAAGAAUGCCCCAAAUUAUAAUUUCAGUCAGGCUUUGUGUCGACUCUAUGCAGGAAUUUGUCGACAGUUGGGAGAUUUGGAAAGAGCCCGCCUUUUCUGCUAUAGUCUACUUAAAGAAGACUAUCCAGACUCAGAAAAAUUGAUUUUAUUUAUCACAAAUGUAUGGUCUGACAUAUUUGUCUUCCAAGGUGCAAUUAACAAAGCUAUGCAAUUAGUUGUCAGGAAUAAUGCAAGCAAUGAGAUGCUGGCCUGUUUAAGUGCUUAUCUCAACUGGGAACAGAGUUCAUCUUUAGAUGCUGGUAUUAUGGUCUCAAACCUGCUUUUAGAAAUGCAGUCAUGUACAAAAGUAGAAUUUCACCUGAGUGAGCAGUAUGGAGAAGAUCUCAGUGAAGAUGCUUGGCAGUAUAUAUUUGCUGUUGAUUUACUCUGCUCUCAUAUGAAGUGGGAUUGGACACAUGAUAACGUUAUAAGCAAAAUGCUUUGGCCUUCUAUGGAUAACUGGAUAAAGAAGAGAAAGGGGCAUGAAACUGCUCAAUCAGUUCGUGAUAGUGUUAUAGCAUUGACACUCAGGCUAAUUGGUCGAUUAGGACAAAUAGGUUUGAAGGAAGGCUAUCUUGCUGCAGUGAAGAAUAUUAGUUCAGUAAUUGGACUGUUUGUACAGCAUGCAAAAGAGGAAGCUAUUCCUUGGGGUGUGCAGCUGGCAGCCAUAUAUUCACUAUGUGACUUGGGUUCAAGCAAUCCAGAAGGUAUUGUUGAGGCCAUCCAUACCUGGAGAGCAAAAGUUCAUGACAACAUCCCUUCUGCUAUCACCGAUGGCAUAGCUGAAAUCACCUCUCUGUGUGAAAUGGAGAUAAACUAAAAUAUAGGGAAGUGGACUGAUCUAUAGGAAAAAGUGCCUUACCAAUUAAGCAGUAGUUGGUUCCAGUUAAAAACCAUACCAAGUGCUGUGUCUUCUUGUAUUUCAUGCUUUUAAUCAGAAUGUCUGAUCAUACAAAGCAAGGUCAAGUAUUUUAUUUGGCUUUUCUGUUUGAAGGAAGAGUUUUUAUAAAAUAAACAAAAAUACUUGCUUUUCCUAGUAGCUAAUUAGUGAUCUGAAAAUGAGUGCAUCUUGAACUCCUGAUAUAUUUCUGGUUUGAUGACAAUAAAAAUCAGUAACAGUUUUCAUUUUUCUACCUACAUCAGUUUGGAGUAUGGACUAUUUGACAGAAUAUUCAGCGUGACUUGAAAAUCUGGCUCUAUUAUUUUGUACUGUUUUUAUAAAGUGACCAUUCAGAUAGCAGAACAUUCCCCAGAUUCCGUUUUAUUUUGCUUGGGUUGUCUUAUAAACUUAAUUUAAAAUACUUGUGGAAAACAGGUAGGAAUUUACUUUUUUUGUAGCCAUCAUGUAUGGAGUAACAGAUACUAAAUCUAAACUUGUAUAUAUGGUGUAUUCUGAUGUGUCUCACAUUUGAUAUUUUUUCCACUUGGAGAAUUUUGUGUAUGUAAAUAGAGAGUUGGUUGAAAAAAAGUUCAUGUUUCUAAUGAUAGCUUCACUACACUCUGUUUUUGUAUCUUUCAUAAUAAAAGAGAUGAAUACUAUUGUGUUCUUGUUGACCUUUUAAAUAACCCAGAGUUAACUGUGUUUGUAGCUUAUAUAAAUACUGUUUUGGGGGGCAGCAGGAAAUUGCCUGUUGAGGUAAUUUCACUGAAUGAAUUGUCCAUAACAUUGCAGUUCUGGACAUCUCUCCAAAAGUUUCUGGUAUGCUUUGGAGGCUUGGGAAGUAGCUUCAAAAAAUUAUUGAAAAUUUGUAUUUUCACUCUGUGGUUGUGCCCAUGUUGAAGGGGUGAGCUUUGCUAAUGCAGAUUCUUAUUGUAAUGGGACCUAGCUUCUGACAGAGUUUUGUGGUGCUGUAGAGCAAAGUGGCCAUUGAUUUCAGUUGCAGCUAUAGCUGCUUGCACUCUGGACAUCAAAUUAACCUCAGUGAGCUCACCACAGACAAAUUCAGUCAAUGAAAAAUAAUCUAGUAGUAUUGGUGAUACCUGUGCACAAUAGGCAUUGCUACAGAUGUCUGUCAUGAAGGCUUCCAAUUUGCCUCAGGUUGAAACUGUAUGAUGUCUGCGACUCUGCACAUUUUGGUGAUUAUGAAGGCUUUGAGGAUUUUAUGUGUAACCUUCAUUUACCCUUCUUGCACUAAAAUGAGUACAAAAUAUCUGAAGUGGAAGAAGUCAAAAGAAAACACAGGUUGACUGUAAAAGAAAGUAUGGAUCAUAAAUCUGAAAACUAAAGGAAAUGGGAAACAGAACAAAUAAAAAAGUUAGAAACAAAGUGAGUAGAGGAUCACAGAUGCUUCAGUGUAAAAAUAUUGCAACCCAAAAAUCUUCACAGCAGAUAGAAUACCCAUUUCCUUUAGAAUUUGUAUAAAACACUGGCAUUUGAAGUAUGUGAGAUUCACAGGAGAAAUACCAGAUUUUUCCAAGACAAAAAAAUCUAAAACUAUACUAAUUUAAAACCAAAUGAAAAAAAAUUCAACCUACCCUCAAACCAUUUUCAUGAGAAAUAUUCUGCUUAUGUAAGAAAAGAUUUUGUGUGUACUGGAAACAUAAAACUGAUUUUAAUUCUGUGUCCCUCUCUACUGCCCACCCAAUCAAACUGCAUUGGAAUAAGUAAAAUUAGAAUAAUUGAUACCCUGAAGGUAUUUGCUUCUGUUAAAUACUAAUCACUCAUCAUUCAUCAAAAAAAACUUGUAACUCCCACACACAGUGUCAAAUUUACCAUAUUUAAAAAGCUAUAAAAUGUUGAUAUCCAUAAAGGAUAGUGAUUUUCAGUAUAUGGAAUGCUUUAUCCAUCUCAAUAUUUGUUCAAAAUACUAAAGUCCAAAAUAGCCAUUAAAACAGGGAUUUACAGGUUUCUAUCAUCAUUUGCAGAUUUUUGCUUUUUUUUGGUUCUUGCAUAAAUAUUAAGUGUGUAGCUUGUCAAAAACUAUGUGUAUCAGGAAAUGUUCAAGUUUUCACUUCCUCCAUGCCUUCUCAUAUUCCUAAACCAAAACAUGAAAAACUGUCUUAACUGCUAAGACAUUACUGUCAACAAUACAAGGCUAGACAAAAUGCUAACAGUCAAAAUUCAUGUUAGAUUAAAAUACUCAGCUCUAGCAGUUCUCCUGCCUCAAAUACAGAAGACAGUAAACAUCUAUAAUAAUUUAUUUAUAAGGGUAAUUCUGGCUAUAGGCUUCUGAGUUCAUAACAGUAUUAUUUGAUAUUUGAAAAAUACCUGAUAUGUAUUGACUCCAGGAGAAGAAACUUGUCAUAAAUAUUGGAGAGCAGUGUAACUUUGUCUAUGUGUAGAUGAACAGGAUACUGGAAUAAGUUGGUAAAGAAAAAAUUUUAUUUAUCUAUUUUUCUUGUUUAGUUGCUUUCAUACUAAAAGUUAUUUUUAGAGUGUCUGAAUCCUAACAUGUUGUACUGGCAGAAUUAUUUGAUUGUUUACUCAGUCAUCCCUUGCUGGAAUACAAAUUUUGGACAUACAUACCUUUUAUUUAACUUUGUUUCUACAAAAAGUAGCAUCUUUGGGCUUGGCUAUGUGUUACACCACUAGGGUAUUUUCCAGGAUGAUUCUGCCUUCAAGGUAUAGUAGGAAAUGUUUUUCAGUGUGAAUUAUUUCUUCAUAAAAUAAAAAAAUGUUGGACUCUAGACUGCUUAAAAUUAAUCUCUAGUUAUUUUAUCAAACCCUCUGAUACUGAUGUAUGGUCUGUUCUAGCUUCUGCUUUCACCUGCCUGUUUUGAACAAAAAGGAUUUCUGAUCUGGACACUAGAAUAAGACCAAAGCAGUUGUGAGUUUUCCAGCUUGAAAUGACUAAUGAAAUUACAUGCUGUACUCUGUUUUAAUUAAUGAAACUGCAUGUAUGAGUGGAAACCAGUCCAGAAAACCUGAAGAUUUGUUAUAAAGAAGCUGAAAUUACAUGGUUAAAACACUUUGGAGUAUCACCAUUUAGCUUACAUUCUUCCCACUAUACCUAAUUUUUCACUUCAAGAAAAGUCAGAGACUACUCUUCAAAAGAUGGACAAAUUAGCAAGAAGGAUUUGUUUAGAGACAGGAUUUGCAAUUACACUGUUACUGGCCUGAAUAGGCUGAAGUCUUGUUUUGCAAAAUUCUGAAACUCAUUUAACUGUUCAGGAGUUUAUAAAUCCAUGAAAUGCUAAUGAUUUUGGGUGCUCUGAGCCCAUCUAUUGCAUUCAAUUUAAUGCAACUCACAUUACAAAAUUACU
This is a messenger RNA of Camarhynchus parvulus, 13582 nucleotides long. RefSeq names its product interactor of little elongation complex ELL subunit 1 (gene ICE1). NCBI's taxonomy places the organism in Eukaryota, Metazoa, Chordata, Aves, Passeriformes, Thraupidae. The transcript is spliced from 14 exons. The record is from RefSeq and is a predicted model, not a curated record. Bases 4425 to 10199 code for a protein of 1924 amino acids.